AUGACUUCUGUAGCCAGCAAGCGUCUCUUCCAGGAAUACAAGAACCUCUCGCUUGAACCUCCGGAUGGCAUCACCGCCGGGCCCGUCAACGAAGAUGACCUCUUCUUAUGGGAAGCCAUGAUUGAAGGACCCGAAGGCACACCUUUUGAAGGUGGUGUAUUUCCAGCGGAGUUGAAGUUCCCGCGAGAUUAUCCCCUCAUGCCGCCGACAAUGAGAUUCACCGAGCCAAUCUGGCAUCCAAACGUAUACCCGAACGGUGUAGUCUGCAUCAGCAUCCUACAUGCUCCCGGCGAGGAUCCGAACCAUUACGAAACCGCUAGCGAGCGUUGGAGUCCGAUUCAGAGCGUGGAGAAGAUACUCAUAUCCGUCAUGAGCAUGAUUGCAGAGCCUAAUGAUGAAAGUCCUGCGAAUAUUGACGCCGCGAAGAUGUGGCGGGAGCGGAGAGAAGAAUACGAGAAGCGGGUGCGCGCAGAUGUGCGGAGGAGUUUGGGAUUGUGA
Messenger RNA from Ramularia collo-cygni, 498 nucleotides. RefSeq names its product ubiquitin-conjugating enzyme E2-18 kDa. Lineage: Eukaryota; Fungi; Ascomycota; Dothideomycetes; Mycosphaerellales; Mycosphaerellaceae. Bases 1 to 498 code for a protein of 165 amino acids. The transcript has 2 exons. Gene Ontology annotation, cellular component: endoplasmic reticulum; cytosol. The record is from RefSeq and is a predicted model, not a curated record.